CUCUUGCCAUUUUUCCUCCUCUGAACUUUCAAACAAUUUUCUUCUUUCUUCUUCUUCUUCUUCUUCUUCUUCUUAUUAUUCUCUCACCGUUGUUGUGAAUAUUUGAUGAACAACAAUCACCUGUAAAAAAUUUCUGUAUUUAAAUAUUUUUUAUUUAUUUGUUCAAAAAUGGGUAACGGAGUGAGAAAGUUGAAUCUUUGUUUUGCGGGAGAUGUUGGAGAAAUAUCAAAAAGACAUCAUGAUAUAGCUAUGAACAUAACUGAUCCACUUGAUGAAGGUUUGGGUCAUUCUUUUUGCUAUAUUCGACCCGACCCGUAUUCAAAACCCCACCUGUUUUCCGAUGAUUCGUCUUCUUCUUCCACUACCACCACUAUUUCCAGCGCUAGCAGCUGCCCUACGGCGGCGUUCCGUACAAUCUCCGGCGCCUCCAUCUCUGCUAACACCUCAACGCCUUUGUCAACGGCCAUCGUUGACUUUUCUGCUUACAAUCAUAAUAUUGAUAAAGCUUCAGCUUUUGAGAGUUCUCAGUUUUUUUCAUCCAUUCCUCUUCAGCCAAUCCCAAGAGGUUCAUCAUUUGCAGCUUCUGCUAUUCAUUCAGGCCCGAUUCCGGCCCGUAUUUCUAAUAUGGGCCCUAGCUCGGGCCCGAUCGAGAGGGGAUUCAUGUCAGGCCCGAUUGAGCGGAGCUUCACCUCGGGCCCGUUGGAGAACCAGUAUGAUCAUAUCCAAAGGUACAAACCCAAAUCCAAGAAAUGGGGUUUAAUUAGAAGUUUAAAGAAAGUGUUGUCAAAUUCUUUUUUGAGGUUUAAUAAAGAAAUGAAUUUGGUUGAGAAAAAUAAUAAUAAUAAUAAUAAUGAAGUUAAUGUUCAAGGGAGUAAUAGUCAUCAUAGUAAUGUUGGAAAUAGUUUGAGUAGUCAGAAUAGUUUGGUUGAUGAUGAUGAUGAGGGAAAUGACUCAUUUAGAGGCCAAAAUGUGCAUUGGGCUCAAGGUAAAGCAGGGGAAGACAGAGUACAUGUUGUGAUUUCUGAGGAACAUGGUUGGGUUUUUGUUGGGAUUUAUGAUGGAUUUAAUGGACCUGAUGCUACUGAUUUCCUGUUGAAUAAUCUUUAUUCAAAUGUCUAUAAAGAACUCAAGGGAUUGCUAUGGAAUGAUAAGUUAGAAACCCCCAAGAAUUCGACGAGUAACGAGACAAUUCCAUUAAGAAACUCGGGAUUUAAGGUGGAACAUUUUGUUCAAAAUCAAGAAUUUGAUCAGAAGGAGAAAUUAGAUGGGGUUUUCGGUGUUGACCAUUCUGAUGUAUUGAAGGCUUUAUCUGAAGGGUUAAGGAAAACCGAGGCGUCAUAUUUGGAGAUUGCUGAUAUGAUGGUAAAGGAGAAUCCUGAAUUGGCUUUAAUGGGAUCUUGUGUUUUAGUAAUGUUGCUUAAAGAUCAGGAUGUUUAUUUGUUGAAUGUUGGAGAUAGUAGAGCUGUUUUAGCUCAAAAUCCGGAAUCUGAUAUUUCUAUUAGCAAGUUGAGAAGGAUAAAUGAGCAGAGUGUAAAUAGCAUUGAUGCACUUUAUCGAGCUGAAUCUGAUCGUAAACAUAGUCUAGUUCCUUCUCAACUUACUAAGGAUCAUAGUACAUCGAUUAAAGAGGAAGUAAUUAGGAUUAGAAGCGAGCAUUUGGAUGAUCCUUUCGCGAUUAAAAAUGAUAGAGUGAAAGGUUCCUUGAAAGUUACUCGAGCUUUCGGGGCAGGAUAUCUCAAACAGCCCAAGUGGAAUAAUGCACUUCUAGAGAUGUUCAGAAUUAACUACAUUGGAAAUUCACCUUACAUAAACUGUCUACCAUCACUUUACCACCACACACUUGGUUCAAGAGACAGAUUUUUGAUCUUAUCAUCUGAUGGUCUUUACCAAUACUUCACAAAUGAAGAAGCAGUCUCAGAAGUAGAGACCUUUAUGUCUAUAUUCCCCGAGGGAGAUCCUGCACAACAUCUCGUCGAAGAAGUGUUAUUCAGAGCUGCUAAGAAAGCUGGAUUGAACUUCCAUGAGUUGCUCGAUAUACCUCAAGGAGAUCGUAGGAAGUACCAUGAUGAUGUUUCGAUUAUCAUUUUGUCUUUCGAAGGAAGGAUAUGGAAAUCAUCUUUGUAAAUCAGCUAGACAGAGGAAUUUUGAUAUUUUACCCUCAGGAAAAAAGAAAGUACAUAGAAAAAAUCGAGCUAAUUUUGCUGUUAACCGUUGUUUACCCAAAUUUAGCAGUAGUGUUUAUAGUAUACAGUUUAGGCUGCUCGAUAAAAGAUAGCGAGGCUGAGGUUUCUUGAUCCAGAGAUUGUAAAAUUGUCAAUAAACUUAUGCCUCUCUUUACAUUCAAAUGUCAUUAGAACAUGGUAAGUUUUGUAACAGAUGGUGCUCCUUGUAUACAUUUUGGAGUUCCAUUUCACAAACUUUCACCUCAA
Molecule: messenger RNA, 2429 nt
Organism: Nicotiana tabacum (common tobacco)
Lineage: Eukaryota; Viridiplantae; Streptophyta; Magnoliopsida; Solanales; Solanaceae
Product: putative protein phosphatase 2C 4
Biological process (GO): protein dephosphorylation
Molecular function (GO): protein serine/threonine phosphatase activity
Source: RefSeq, a predicted model, not a curated record